Messenger RNA from Mangifera indica (mango), 1825 nucleotides. RefSeq names its product dihydropyrimidine dehydrogenase (NADP(+)), chloroplastic-like. Gene Ontology annotation, biological process: thymine catabolic process; uracil catabolic process. The coding region runs from base 311 to 1594 and encodes 427 amino acids. The transcript has 7 exons. The record is from RefSeq and is a predicted model, not a curated record. Lineage: Eukaryota; Viridiplantae; Streptophyta; Magnoliopsida; Sapindales; Anacardiaceae. Gene Ontology annotation, cellular component: cytoplasm. Gene Ontology annotation, molecular function: iron-sulfur cluster binding; NADP binding; dihydropyrimidine dehydrogenase (NADP+) activity.
UGUCUCUCUAUGAUUGGCCAUGGAGAUCCACAUUGUUGACACUUUGAAUCUCGAUUAAGUUUCCAUAACUGCCAGACGUGAAUUUGUCAAAUUUCUUCAUCAAGAAUUCAAUAAUUUCAAUCCAACUCCCACCCCAUAUCGAAUUCUCUCCAUAACUGCAAAUCCACGUAAUGUCUUACUAGUUUUCAAUAAUGUAUCCACAUGCCAUGCCAUCCUUAUCAUCGUCUUCUUCCUUUUAAAUUCUAAAUUUAUAACUCUUUUUCAAGCUUUUCCCAGAUCCCAGAAAAAUCCCUUUUUUUUUUUUUCAUACAUGGCUUCUCUGAAUUUGAGUCACAUCAUCAGAGGCAACUCCACCAUUGCUGAGUUCCCUUUAACUCGUCCUGCUCGACCCAGUUUGAGUUUACCCUGUGCCCGAGUUGGGUUCAGAGUGUUUGGUCAAGCUCUGGCUUCUUCAGAGCCGGAUUUGAGUGUUGAAGUAAAUGGACUUCACUUGCCCAACCCGUUCGUUAUUGGGUCGGGUCCUCCUGGAACCAAUUAUACUGUUAUGAAGAGAGCCUUUGAUGAAGGCUGGGGCGCCGUGAUCGCUAAAACUGUUUCAUUAGAUGCAGCAAAGGUUAUAAAUGUAACGCCCAGAUAUGCCCGCUUGAGAGUGGACGGAAAUGGCUCUGCCAAAGGGCAGAUUAUAGGAUGGGAAAACAUAGAACUUAUAAGUGACAGGCCAUUUGAGACAAUGCUGAAAGAAUUUAAGCAAUUGAAGGAAGAGUACCCGGAUAGGAUUCUCAUUGCUUCAAUUAUGGAGGAGUAUAACAAGGUUGCUUGGGAGGAGCUUAUUGAUCGAGUUGAACAAACCGGGAUUGAUGCUAUUGAAGUUAAUUUCUCAUGCCCUCACGGAAUGCCGGAGCGACAAAUGGGGGCAGCUGUUGGCCAAGAUUGCGGGCUGCUGGAAGAGGUUUGUGGAUGGAUAAAUGCAAAAGCUAGCGUACCUGUGUGGGCGAAGAUGACUCCUAACAUUACUGACAUUACUGAGCCGGCGAGGGUGGCUCUGAGAUCAGGAUGUGAGGGGAUAGCAGCUAUUAACACAAUCAUGAGUGUUAUGGGAAUCAAUCUUAAGACUUUGCGGCCUGAACCUUGUGUCGAGGGAUACUCUACUCCUGGAGGCUACUCUUGCAAGGCAGUCCAUCCUAUUGCACUGGGAAAAGUGAUGAGUAUUGCAAAAAUGAUGAAGGCCGAAUUUAAUGAUGGGGAUUACUCACUUUCCGGCAUUGGAGGUGUUGAGAAAGGUGCAGAUGCUGCUGAAUUUAUUCUUCUUGGAGCAAAUACUGUUCAGGUAUGCACUGGCGUUAUGAUGCACGGAUAUCCCCUCGUUAAGAAACUGUGCGAAGAGUUAAAGGACUUCAUGAGAUCACACAGUUUCUCCACCAUAGACGAUUUUCGAGGGGUCUCUCUACAGUAUUUCACAACCCACACAGACUUAGUUCAGCGACAACAAGAAGCGAUCCGACAGAGGAAAGCGGUGAAGAAAGGCUUGCAGUCUGACAAAGAUUGGACUGGGGAUGGCUUUGUGAGUGAGACAGAAAGCAUGGUUUCAAACUGAUUUUCCCAACUGCUAUCAGCCCUUUGCUCUUGUAUCAUUCAAGUAAACUGGGCUCCAACUCCAAACUCAUAUCUUCUGGUCAGUUGAGGCUAACUUGACUGUAUAAAUAACAGUAAACGUUCAUAUAUGUCAAGCAGUAACUAUUUUCAAAUUUAUCAAAAUCAUGUUCAAGCAUUCAGAUUCUGGGAAUCGGUUUAGUCUUACAAUAAUUGGAAUAGUAGUUUUGGUUCA